Messenger RNA from Daphnia pulicaria, 1765 nucleotides. Its product is annotated as facilitated trehalose transporter Tret1-like. The record is from RefSeq and is a predicted model, not a curated record. The transcript is spliced from 7 exons. Gene Ontology annotation, biological process: carbohydrate transport; transmembrane transport. Gene Ontology annotation, molecular function: sugar transmembrane transporter activity. Gene Ontology annotation, cellular component: membrane. NCBI's taxonomy places the organism in Eukaryota, Metazoa, Arthropoda, Branchiopoda, Diplostraca, Daphniidae. The coding region runs from base 134 to 1633 and encodes 499 amino acids.
CUACGCCUCUUACAAUGGCCUCACCAUUAAAAUAAACUACGCAUACAUCUCACUAAGUUAACAUACAUUGAACUUGAUAUAAAUAAAGAAUUUUAUAAUAAAUUCAUGCAACUAUCAUUAUUAAGAACUGAAAAUGGUAAAAUCAAAUAACCAAGAAGAUGACGAUGGAAGCGUGAAUGAUUCAUCUUAUUUGCGAUCGGGAUCGGAAAACCAAAAUUCCCAGAUUGAUUAUAAGAAUGCUUCCAAAGGACCCCAGAUCAAGGCAGCAAUUGCAGGCGCCAUUGGGGCUUUUAUUUUAGGGAAUAUUAUCGGUUGGUCUUCUCCUGUUCAGCCACAACUCCAACAGAAUUCCACUGAAAUUUUCAACGAAACUAGCAGCAGUGAUUGGAUAGCGCACAUUAUUCUGGAUGACAAUCAAAUGUCGUGGGUUGGCUCAUUGCCAAAUUUGGGAGCUCUGUUUGGUGCUCUAGGCGCAGGUUUUCUGAUGGAUAAAUUCGGACGGCGGUUUGUACUUAUGACAAUGUCUCUACCUUAUCUGUUCGCCUGUCUACUAUUAGCAGCUGCUGCAAAUCCUGGAAUGCUCUACGCCGGUCGUUUUAUUGGCGGAUUUGCUGGAGGAAUUUGUUCGGUCGUUUCGCCGACCUAUUUAAGAGAAAUUACGAUGCCCACUCUAAGAGGAAUACUUGGCAUGUUCUUUUCUACAUUUGUGUGUAGCGGCAUUUUAGUAACAAGUUUAAUGGGUUGGUUGAACUGGCGUCUCAUUUCUGCCAUCUCUGCCAUUUUUCCUGUAAUACUUUUUGCUGCCAUGUUCUUUGCACCAGAAUCACCAUACUAUUUAAUAAAAGCAGGUAAAAAAUUCGAAGCUCAAAAAGCGCUUAAACGACUGAGAGGAAUCAAAUACAACAUUGGCCCUGAAAUAAAUCAAUUGGAAGUUCGAUUAAAUAAGGAACUUGCUGAAAAAUCCAGCCCAUCUGAUUUGAUAAAACCCUGGGCUCUCAAGCCUUUGAUAAUAGCCGUCAGUUUAAUGAUAUUCCAACAGUUGUCGGGUAUAAACGCGGCUGUGUACAACUCAGUGGCAAUUUUUGAAUCAGCCGGUUCAACACUUGAUAACUUAGUUUGCGCCAUUCUUCUCAACUUGGAUCAACUCGUUGUCACUGUCGCUUCAUCAUUGCUGGUUGAGCGGCUAGGCCGGAGAACUUUGUUCGUCCUGUCUGAGCUGACGAUGUGCAUUUCCCUUUUCGGUUUGGGCACUUUCUUUUACCUGAAAGACAAUCCGGAAACGGAUCCGGCUCUCGUCGAAUCUCUCGGCUGGUUGCCGUUGGUGUCUUUAAUUCUCUUCAUAGGCGCUUUCGGCAUCGGAGCUGGCCCUGUUCCGUGGCUGAUGGCCGGCGAAUUACUUCCGGACAAAGUUAAAGGUCCUGGCGUCUCGAUCGCCACGUUCACCAACUGGUUUCUGGCUUUUGUCGUGACUAAAACAUUCGUUAACAUUCAAAGUGCUAUUACCAGCGCAGGAGCGUUUUGGAUGUUCGGUGUUUGCUGUGUCAUCGGGUCGUUAUUCGGUUUAUUUAUUUUACCGGAGACCAAAGGCAAAACUCAAGAAGAAAUCCAAUCUCUGUUUAAUAAAAAAAAGUAAAAUUAUUGGUCUACCUCUACCACCAUAACUCUGUUUGCUAUUCAUCAGAUAGAGAAAUAUGUGUUUAAAGUAUCGGCUGUUGUGCCUUUCAACAUAACUGUCUCAAAUGAUAAAUUAAACUGAUUGAAUUCA